Mesorhabditis spiculigera is the source of this 600-nucleotide messenger RNA. NCBI's taxonomy places the organism in Eukaryota, Metazoa, Nematoda, Chromadorea, Rhabditida, Rhabditidae. The record is from the annotation of a GenBank genome assembly.
AUGAUCGUCUACAUUUUCGUCGCCGUCUUUAUGCAAGUGGCCUUGUCAGAGUCCGACUGCACUUCGGCCCGAGACGCCGGCCAUGCAUGCUCGGAUGGACCUCCAAAAAAGUUUUUCUACUUCGAUAAACGGGCAAAAGUCUGCCAGCCGCUAUUUUACAAAGGCUGUGGCGGCAAUGCUAAUCGAUAUGAAACCGCCGACGAGUGCAAGAAGACCUGCCUGGCGUCAACUGGAGAAUCGUCGAAUGAUACGGAAAUGAAGUUGGUGCUCAAGGCAGGACAUGAGCAAUGGACACACGCAACGAAAUGCAACGCAACAUUCCUCAUUCCGAAUCAUAAAUACACGGAAUGUGGUAGCAGCCCAUGCCCAGCAAAUCAUACUUGCAGCAAUGGAGUCUGCUGCCCAGGUCGAGACUAUGUCUGUUCCCUGCCCGACGACACGGGCGUGUUCGAGGACGGCGUCGAGGAUAAGCCACGUUUUGGCUGGUCCGAUGAGUGGAAUACCUGUAUUAGGUUCUCCUACUACGGCGCCAACGGCAACUACAAUAAUUUCCCGAAUUUCAACCUGUGCCAAAAAUAUUGUAACCCAAAGAAUCGUCAA